Messenger RNA from Hevea brasiliensis (rubber tree), 354 nucleotides. RefSeq lists its product as uncharacterized. NCBI's taxonomy places the organism in Eukaryota, Viridiplantae, Streptophyta, Magnoliopsida, Malpighiales, Euphorbiaceae. The transcript has a single exon. The record is from RefSeq and is a predicted model, not a curated record. The coding region runs from base 1 to 354 and encodes 117 amino acids.
AUGAGAACUGAGUGGAAGAUUCAAGAGUGCCUCUGGUUCUCUUUUAUUGUCUUAAUGCUUUUCAUCAUUGCAAGUGAUUCUAUUGCAAAGCCUCUACAAAGCAACACUGACUGCUUUCGCAAUGUCACAAGUGGUGAAUUUCAUGAAGAAACUUUCUCAGUCGAAUCCGAAGUGCAUCCAAGUCCUCCCUUUGCCGUCCAACUACAGAUGGGGAUGCGUGUUAUUAGUUAUGAUAGUUUUCGAAAGCAGCAAAUUUGCAAUGCGAAAAUAUAUGGCAAUUGCUUAGGACCGAAGAUGUCAGGGCAUACUGAUAACCGGCCCUGUAAUUACUACACUAAAUGCAGAGUAAAAUAG